Ilyonectria robusta is the source of this 1338-nucleotide messenger RNA. RefSeq names its product P-loop containing nucleoside triphosphate hydrolase protein. The coding region runs from base 1 to 1338 and encodes 445 amino acids. The transcript has 2 exons. NCBI's taxonomy places the organism in Eukaryota, Fungi, Ascomycota, Sordariomycetes, Hypocreales, Nectriaceae. Gene Ontology annotation, biological process: mitochondrial translational elongation. The record is from RefSeq and is a predicted model, not a curated record. Gene Ontology annotation, cellular component: mitochondrion. Gene Ontology annotation, molecular function: GTPase activity; translation elongation factor activity; GTP binding.
AUGUCUACCGCCUUCCGAUCUGUUGCGCCGUUCCUACGGACCGCGCGCCAGGGCCUCAGCUCUGCCCGGGCCAGCCCCCUCCAGUCUGCCUUCAAGAAGCAGAAUGUCUCCGGCGUACUCAACAUCUACCGAUCAUACGCCGUCUUCGAGCGAACCAAGCCCCACGUUAACAUCGGUACCAUCGGCCACGUCGAUCACGGCAAGACUACUCUCUCCGCUGCCAUCACCAAGCGUCAGGCCGAAAAGGGCUUUGCCAACUUCCUCGACUAUGGUUCCAUUGACAAGGCUCCCGAGGAGCGAAAGCGUGGUAUCACCAUUUCCACUGCUCACAUCGAGUACUCCACCGAGAACCGCCACUACUCUCACGUCGACUGCCCUGGCCACGCCGAUUACAUCAAAAACAUGAUUACUGGUGCCGCCAACAUGGACGGUGCCAUCAUUGUCGUCGCUGCUUCUGAUGGUCAGAUGCCCCAGACCCGAGAGCACUUGCUGCUCGCCCGUCAGGUCGGUGUCCAGAGGAUUGUCGUCUUCGUCAACAAGGUCGAUGCCAUUGAUGACCCUGAGAUGCUGGAGCUCGUCGAGAUGGAGAUGCGUGAGCUCCUCACCACCUACGGCUUCGAGGGUGACGAGACCCCCGUCAUCAUGGGCUCUGCUCUCAUGGCCCUCAACAACCAGCGCCCCGAGAUUGGCAACGAGCGAAUUGAUGAGCUGCUCGAGGCCGUCGACACCUGGAUCCCCACCCCUGUCCGUGAUCUUGACAAGCCCUUCCUCAUGUCCGUUGAGGAUGUCUUCUCCAUUGCUGGCCGUGGUACUGUCGUCUCUGGCCGUGUCGAGCGCGGUACCCUGCUCCGCGACCAGGAGGUUGAGCUUGUCGGUAAGGGCCAAGAGGUCAUGAAGACCAAGGUCACCGACAUUGAGACCUUCAAGAAGUCCUGCGAGCGUUCCGAGGCUGGUGACAACUCCGGUCUUCUCAUCCGUGGUAUCCGCCGCGAGGAUGUCCGCCGUGGCAUGGUCGUCUGCGCUCCCGGCACUGUCAAGUCCCACACCCAGUUCCUUGCUUCCCUCUACGUCCUGACCAAGGAGGAGGGUGGCCGACACACUGGCUUCCAGGAGCACUACCGACCCCAGCUGUACCUCCGAACUGCUGAUGAGUCUGUCGACCUGACCUUCCCCGAGGGUACCGAGGAUGCCUCCGCUAAGACUGUCAUGCCUGGUGACAACGUCGAGAUGGUUGUCACCAUGAACCAGCCCAACGCGAUUGAGGUUGGUCAGCGAUUCAACAUCCGUGAGGGUGGCCGCACUGUCGCCACUGGUCUCUGCACUCGCAUUGUCAAAUAA